This is a messenger RNA of Dioscorea cayenensis subsp. rotundata (Guinea yam), 501 nucleotides long. Its product is annotated as GTPase activating protein 1-like. NCBI's taxonomy places the organism in Eukaryota, Viridiplantae, Streptophyta, Magnoliopsida, Dioscoreales, Dioscoreaceae. The transcript is spliced from 3 exons. The coding region runs from base 1 to 501 and encodes 166 amino acids. The record is from RefSeq and is a predicted model, not a curated record.
AUGAAAUGCAUGUUAGGGUUGUUAAAGGUGAAGGUCAUCCGUGGCAUCAACCUCGCCUACCGUGAUACCAAGGGGAGUGACCCUUAUGUGGUUCUACGAUUUGGUCAUCAGAAACUUAAGACGAGUGUAAAAAAGUCAAAUGUCAAUCCGGAGUGGAAUGAAUACCUCACGCUAUCAAUAUCAGAACCCAUUCAUCCUAUAAAAAUAGAAGUAUUCGAUAAAGAUACAUUUACACGUGACGACGAAAUGGGCGAUGCCGAGUUUGGAAUAAGGCCUCUUGUGGAUUGUGCUCAGAUGAACCUUGAAGGCAUGGCAGAUGGGUCUGUAAUAAGGAGUGUCUUGCCCUAUAGACACAACUGUUUGCUUAAAGAGAGUCCUAUUGUUUGGAAUGAUGGAACUCUAACACAAGAUGUUGCCCUAAAGCUUAGAAAUGUUGAGAGUGGUGAAAUUGAAUUACAACUUCAGUGGGUUCAAAUUCCUUCUUCCGCUCACUCUUUGUAG